GAUGUCGCGGAUUCUUGGAUCAAACAAUUCGAGCAUCGAGUCCCGAGCAUCAACCCUGCUCUGCCCGCGGCCCCGGUGUCUUCUCUCGCUCAGCACGCCGGCCACACCUCCCGACUCCCGUGGCUGGGGGAGACCAGGGCCACGCCCCGGCGCCGGCGUGUCGCGCGGUGUCGGUCGGCGCAGGGCUGACGUGGGGACGCACUCGAUCGGCAGACCGUCGUCCAGGCACAGGCAGGCGCGCGAUUGGAGUCCGCCACGGAGGGAGAAAGCGUCGGCAGUCAUGCCCCUCCCGUCCCGCGUCUACCGGCACCGGCGGCUGUUCAGUCAGGAAUCAGUCACUAGCCGCCUGAUUGGAUGCCUGUAUUCGGACGCGCAGGCUCGGAUGGUCCUGGCUGACCUGAUACGGCAACCAAACAGGAGCUUAGACAAAGUCAACGCAUACGGUGGUCCAAGAUGAGACGGUGCGGGUAACCAAACAUACGGUAGGCGUGCGACCCUGCUUGUGUGGUGCGUGCGUCUCAAAUUGUCCGAUAGGCAGCCAGCCACACUGUCAGCGUCCAACCCCGGCCCAGCCCACACUCGACAGCUUCGGGCGUUCAUGCGCUCGUGAGCCGGCCCAGUCAAGAGAGUCCACCACUCACAUCCCAAAAGACAGGCUUAUGGGAGGAGGGGGACUCUCCCUUUUAAGCUGCCCACGGCCCCCUUAGCUAGCCGAUGUGGGACUAAAGCCGGGGCGCUGACUACCAGCCCCUGACAUCCCACUCCCCUUGGGAAGCCCCCCAAGGCAGGCAUGGGCCAAACCGGGCUCUGAUACCAUAUGUCAGCGUUCAACCCCCGGUCCAGCCCACACUCGACAGCUUCGGGCGUUCAUGCGCUCGUGGGCCGGCCCAGCCAAGAGAGCCCACCACUCACAUCCCAAAAGACAGGCUUAUGGGAGGAGGGGGACUCUCCCUUUUAAGCUGCCCACGGCCCCCUUGGCUAGCCGAUGUGGGACUAAAGCCGGGGCGCUGACUACCAGCCCCUGACAUCCCACUCCCCUUGGGAAGCCCCCAAGGCAGACAUGGGCCAAACCGGGCUCUGAUACCAGAUGUCAGCGUUCAACCCCCGGUCCAGCCCACACUCGACAGCUUCGGGCGUUCAUGCGCUCGUGGGCCGGCCCAGCCAAAAGAGCCCACCACUCACAUCCCAAAAGCGAGGCUAAUGGGAGGAGGGGGACUCUCCCUUUUAAGCUGCCCACGGCCCCCUUGGUUAGCCGAUGUGGGACUAAAGCCGGGGCGCUGACUACCAGCCCCUGACAUCCCACCCCCUUGGGAAGUCCCCCAAGGCAGGUAUGGGCCAAACCGGGCUCCGAUACCAGAUGUCAGCGUCCAACCCCCGGCCCAGCCCACACUCGACAGCUUCAGGCGUUUAUGCGCUCAUGGGCCGGCCCAGCCAAGAGAGCCCACCACUCACAUCCCAAAAGUUUGAGUGUACUGUGUGUACAGACUACAGUGUGUACAGACUACAGUGUGCUGACACACACCCACCAUAGGGAUCAACAGAAAUGGAUGAGUGUACUGUGUGUACAGACUACAGAGCAGACGAAAACCUGAACAAGAGUAAGUAUCACUUGAAGCAAAUUUAACCUCUUAACGCAUGGGGAAGGAGACUUCCAUAUAUUUCUCCAUCCCAAACACCACGUGGAUGUCAAUAAGGCAUAGGGUCGGGUUCCUAUGAAUUUCUUUCAAAAAUCGUCCUGUCCGGAGGAGAGCAGGAGAGAGAGAGAGAGAGAAAGCACAGCGUGUGUCAAUUGUCAACUGAUGUAAGUAGCUCAUGUCCUUGCCAAGAAGAAACUGCGGGCUAAACGAGCUAGCAAUAGCUAGGCCCAGCGGAUUAGAAAGCAGGUAGGCCAUCGCCUCGUGACGGCCCGUGCAAGCGCAAUGAUAUAUAUAUAUAUAUUUUUCUGCUUGUUAAACCCUGUGCAGGUGGUGCCGGUGCCGCGCCCAAUUACUUAUCCUAAACAGCGAGUGAGAUAUUUGUCAUGGAAAAAGCCACCACCGGCAGAGACAAAUGGGGAGGAGGUCAAAUCCUGAUAUCGUUAUCAUCGUGGUUAAAUCGGCUUUUCGCCUAACACACACUCAUUGAGAAAAAGAGGCUUCAGGGGAGCAAGAGCAAGCGGCAAAGCAUAGCAACGACGAAAUCCGAAGAGGAGCAAAGAGCAAAAUAAUGGUGCUGAUCCGUCUGUUUUUUGGUUGGUUUAGGUCUCCUGAUCAGUCCUGACAGACUAACUCACGAGAACAACGACAGUAUUGUUUCUCAGCGAAUCCAUCUGUGACAUUUUUGUUAUCAGCUGCGAUCUCGGUCUUCUCCAACAUCAACACAGCUAUUACGCCCACCAACUGCAAAAGCUGUGGCUGCGCCGGACUCGCAAAUAAAGCAGUCGUCGUCAGUGCUCGCACCAUGAUGUAUAGCGUCAAUGGCUGCAGGUUGCGUACGGGCCUCAAGCACCGGGAGUGGAUGGACUCAAGGUGGCGGCCCAGUUCCGCCCAUGAUGCGAUGCACCACGCACUGUACAGGUAUGGCGAUGGCGCGCCGCCGUUGACGUGGCGACACGCAGAGCUCUGCAUGCCAUGCGUGCUGGCGCUGUAGGCUCGUGGCCGCCGCCAAGUUUGUGCAGGCCACAAGGUUUGAACGGGGCGGGGCGUUGAUUUUCCGAGAAUCUAGCUGUGGGGAGAAUCUGACUAUGUAGAGAAUCUGAGUAUCACUAGAAUUACGUGCGAAGGAAGAUAAAGUUGUCCAUAGGACUCAAAAUCUAUAAAGUGACGGAUUACUACUAUUGCGACGAUUCAACCGAUUA
Molecule: messenger RNA, 2836 nt
Organism: Zea mays
Lineage: Eukaryota; Viridiplantae; Streptophyta; Magnoliopsida; Poales; Poaceae
Exons: 2
Coding region: 2-457 (151 amino acids)
Source: RefSeq, a predicted model, not a curated record